Messenger RNA from Protobothrops mucrosquamatus (brown spotted pit viper), 1954 nucleotides. Its product is annotated as casein kinase II subunit alpha'. Gene Ontology annotation, cellular component: cytosol; protein kinase CK2 complex; nucleus. The coding region runs from base 102 to 743 and encodes 213 amino acids. NCBI's taxonomy places the organism in Eukaryota, Metazoa, Chordata, Lepidosauria, Squamata, Viperidae. The record is from RefSeq and is a predicted model, not a curated record. Gene Ontology annotation, biological process: protein phosphorylation; regulation of chromosome separation. The transcript is spliced from 8 exons. Gene Ontology annotation, molecular function: protein serine/threonine kinase activity; ATP binding.
UCUUUCAGUCAAAGACUCCAGCUCUGGUGUUUGAAUACAUCAAUAAUACAGACUUCAAGCAACUGUACCAAAUUCUAACGGAUUUUGAUAUUCGGUUUUAUAUGUAUGAAUUGCUCAAGGCCUUGGAUUACUGUCACAGCAUGGGGAUCAUGCAUAGAGACGUCAAGCCUCAUAAUGUCAUGAUAGACCAUCAGCAAAAAAAGUUGCGGCUGAUCGACUGGGGCUUAGCAGAGUUCUACCAUCCAGCUCAGGAAUACAAUGUCCGGGUAGCUUCCAGGUACUUCAAAGGGCCAGAGCUUCUUGUGGACUACCAAAUGUACGACUAUAGUUUAGACAUGUGGAGCUUAGGCUGUAUGCUGGCCAGCAUGAUCUUCCGGAAAGAGCCCUUUUUUCACGGUCAGGACAACUAUGACCAGCUGGUUCGCAUCGCAAAGGUUCUGGGUACAGAUGAAUUAUAUGGUUAUCUGAAGAAGUACCAUAUAGAACUGGACCCCCACUUCAAUGAUAUCUUGGGACAGCACUCGCGGAAGCGCUGGGAGAAUUUCAUCCAUAGUGAAAACAGACACCUGGUCAGCCCAGAAGUCUUGGACCUUCUGGACAAACUCCUGCGAUAUGACCAUCAGCAGAGGUUGACGGCCAAAGAAGCCAUGGAACACCCCUAUUUCUACCCAGUUGUGAAGGAGCAGUCCCAGCCUGGCUCUGACAGCCCUGUGCUCUCCAGUAGCCUCACAGCCACACGAUGAAGUUUGGGUAACGACGACGGGUAAUUCCAGAGGUUUACAAAUACAAACACACCCUUCUGUCACCUAAGGAAGGGAUGAACCCAGCCCCUCUCUGCUCAGCAGAAGCCUCAUCUUGAAGAGAGUUAAGGCUUAGCUGCCCUCUCUCUUCAGCACUUGUGGCUAUCCCAACUUUCUUUGUGUGUUACCAAAGUCCUGAUCCCAAUGGCUGUGUAAGAUUUACAUGGAUCCGAGGGUGUCCAAAGGUCUGCAUGACUGACUCUAGGAUGAUUCUGCAGUUUCCUAAUCUGCCUUUCCUAACCUCCCAUUGGGUCACCUUUGUUUUGUCCCCUCUCGUGUGCACUGGGGUGUAGCCUGUCUGCCUAGAAACAGACCCUUGUCAGAUCAUUAGCAAGUGCAGACCUGUGCACGGGGAGGCCACCCCUCCUGUGGUUUGGGCCCUUCACCCCCCCACAAACAAGAAGUCUUGGUCAUGAAUUGAGUCAGUCAAGUUAAUCUGCAUCAAGACCCAUUCAAAACAGGCAGCCAUUGAGGGGAACCCAGUUACUUUUUUCCCUUGUAGGGAACUGCCAGCCUGAGCUUGAAGAAAAGUUGUUCUUUGAGACGGAACAAGAGCUUUUUUCUAGUGAGGCAUGUUCUUAUUGCUAAAAAAAGCCAACAGGGCCAUUCCCAUCAAUGUCAAAUUUAGAAUUGCUUUGAUGACAGCAGGUUUGAAUAUGUGAAGAAGCAAAGAGGAGGGGUUUCUGCAAAGAAAGCAGUGAGGGAUUCUGGAAGCAGAAACUGGGCGUUGCUCAGAAUUGGUCUGCAACAAACCUGCGCCGUAGCAUUUGCACAUGCCCAGCCCUGCCUUGGAGCCCUCGGGGUGCAGUCCUCUCCCUGUGGGUGGGUGUGUGAGAUGCUCCUUUCGGUUUCUUCCUCUCCCCCCCCCAUUGGGUCUCUUUUGAGCCCUUUAGUUCAACCCCACUUUUGGGGAGAUUAUAUUGUGUGAUUCUGGUGACUUCAUAAACCUAAAUUCACACAUUUUUGUCACCAUGCCUAAAUGCAGAAUUUUUUUCUUUAUUACAUUGUCAGAUAUUUAAUUUUAAAUGAUGCAGUUAGACUGUUUCUAUUUGAAGCAUCUGUUUACAUUCCAUAUCCCAGUAAUGAUAUGUUGGCAUUGACAUCAGGUCAGAUCCAUUUGUACGAUUCACUGGAACCAAUAAAUCUCUAUGUAC